CUUAACUUCAAUUGUAAGGAUGUACUAUUUAAACCAAAUGGAGUUAAAGGGAAUAAAAUCGAUUUUUGUUAUAAUUCAAAUGUAAAAAAUCAUAUAAUAUGCGAAUUCCCAUCGUUUUAGAGACAUUCUUUAAUGUUUUCUUUGGGGCAGAGACCGAAAGAAGAAAGCUGAAGAGGAAAAGAUUUCAACAGUCAGCGAUAUUUUCCUCUCACAUUUCUCCUCUGAGAUCUGAAAUCUAAAAUGGGAACACCAAAAAUGCAGGACCCGCCAAGUCUAGACCCCAACCCCGAUCGACCAUUCCCCUCCAAUGCAUCAUCAUCCACCACUCAAACCACGCCCUCCUUCCCCAACCCAACCUCAUUUCGAGGCUCUUAUCACAGGCGAGCCCAUUCCGAAGUCCAGUUUCGGAUCCCUGACGACUUGGAUCUCGUCUCCGACCCCUUCGAAGGGUUGGGAUCCGAAGACGACUUGUUUUGCACUUACGUGGAUAUUGAGAAGCUGGGUGGAUCAUCCAAGGGGUCGGAAGAUGGAGGAGGGGCUGCAGGGUCUUCCAGUGGUGGUUCGGGUCGGAACCCGGAGGGAGAGGAAAUGAGUGGCGUGUCGGGGAAGGGAGAGAAGAAUAAUGGAGGAGGGAAAGGAAGGCAUAGGUAUAGUAAUUCGAUUGAUGGGUGCUCGUUAAUGGAGUCGAUUGAAGCUAAGAAAGCUAUGUCACCUGAUAAGCUUGCUGAAUUGUGGACUAUUGACCCAAAGAGAGCCAAAAGGAUCAUUGCAAAUCGGCAGUCAGCUGCUCGCUCUAAAGAGAGGAAGGCCCGGUAUAUAUCUGAACUGGAGAGAAAAGUUCAAACACUUCAAACAGAAGCAACUACUCUUUCUGCACAAUUAACUCUAUUCCAGAGAGAUACAACAGGCUUAACUACUGAGAACACUGAGCUUAAGCUUCGGCUACAAGCUAUGGAGCAACAGGCUCAGCUACGUGAUGCUCUAAAUGAAGCGCUGAAGAAGGAAGUAGAGAGGCUCAAGAGUGCUACUGGAGAAAUAACAACAUCCACAGAUACCUUUAAUUUGGGAAUGCACCGUAUGCCAUAUAACCAGUCUUCUUUCUUUCCUCCCCAGCCAGAGCAUAUGCAAGUUGGCACGCCGAAUAUACAAAUGCCACCAUUUCAUCCCUUGCGAUCUAACAUGUUGACACCUAAUCAAUCCGUGGUAACUUCCUCAAACUCACAAGCCUUUGCCGGUAUUAUGCAACAGGAUCCUCUUGGUCGAUUGCAGGGGCUUGAUAUCAGCAGCAGGAGUUCCCACUUAGUGAAAUCUGAAAGCCCCUCAAUUUCUGCCGAUGAAAGCAGUGGAACAUUAUAAUACAAGUUUUGCUGGUCUACACCUUGCUCUGCUCUCUUUGUUGGAUUGUUCAUAGACUGACCUUAUUGACAUCAAAAGGUACUAUUUGUUUGGAGUCGAUUCUUUUAAUGUGAUUGGAAUUUUAGUUUUUCUGUAGCUUUGCUAGGUCAUUAGAUGUUCUAGAUUCUUUUUUUCAUGGAAUUCAGAUUCUUUUUUUUUUUUUGGAGCAAUGUUGUGGGAAUAGAGGUUUGAUCCUUAGGAGUAGAUUAAUGCUACAUUGCUGGUGGCUUCCAUUGUAUUGUCUGUUAAGAAUUGUUUUAAAGUUGUAUUGCUGCUGAAUUUCUUUUAAGUUGUUUUUAUUUGUUUCAGUCGUUCACUCACUCUCCUUUCCAAAAGGAUGUGCGUGCAACUGUAACUGUAUAUGGCUAUCUGAUUGUUGUUCCUUUGAGUUUACUAUUAACCUUUAUGAUUUUA
Gossypium raimondii (Peruvian cotton) is the source of this 1809-nucleotide messenger RNA. RefSeq names its product transcription factor RF2b. The transcript has 4 exons. Gene Ontology annotation, cellular component: nucleus. The record is from RefSeq and is a predicted model, not a curated record. Gene Ontology annotation, biological process: regulation of DNA-templated transcription. Lineage: Eukaryota; Viridiplantae; Streptophyta; Magnoliopsida; Malvales; Malvaceae. Gene Ontology annotation, molecular function: DNA-binding transcription factor activity. The coding region runs from base 241 to 1356 and encodes 371 amino acids.